Molecule: messenger RNA, 1461 nt
Organism: Nestor notabilis (Kea)
Lineage: Eukaryota; Metazoa; Chordata; Aves; Psittaciformes; Psittacidae
Product: coiled-coil domain-containing protein 11-like
Exons: 7
Source: RefSeq, a predicted model, not a curated record
AGAGCCAAGCCUCCUAAGGAACAAAGAAAUGACAAUUUUGUCUUGGCCUGGAGACAGAAAGAAAAGGAACUCCUUGAAAAUACUAAUUUAAUAAAGCUGUUUGACCAGUACUGCAAGGUCUACAGAUGGCAGCAACACAAAGAGCAAAAGUGGCUGCACAGUGAUGUGCAGAGAAAGGUUAAUGCGACAAUGCAGGAGUAUCUGGCCAGGAUUGAUGAGAGGAGAGCGAGGCUUUGUGAGCUUCUGGACGCAGAGGAAAGCAGGUACUGUGCUGAGAUGGAGGCACUUGAAGAAACAGCAGAGGAAAAACAAGCAAAGAUGAAGAAGAGAGCAAAAUUACUGAAAGAGAAGAGAGAAGAGGAGAGACAACAACUGGUGGCUGAAAAACAAGAGCAGCAAUUCAGAGAACAAUCUGAGGAGCUUCGUACACUGUGGAUGAAGCAACAUCAGAAGGAAGUGUUUGAAGACCAGCUGGCCCAGGUAGCACUGAAGGAGGAGUUGGAAAAGCAGCAGAAGGAGGAGGAGGAGAUAUUUGAAGAACUUUUGAAAGAGGAUGUGUUAGCAAAGGAAAAGCAAGAGGCAGUGAAGAUGCAGAAAGCAGCAGAACAGAAUCGGGAAACCCUGAAUGCGCUCAGUGCCCAGGUAGCAGUGCUCAGUGCUCACAAAGAGGAGGCGAAGUGGCUGAAGGAGGAAGAGGCUCGAUUGCUGGAAGAAGAGCAGCAGCUGCUGAAACUAGAAAACGAACAACUUCAGAUGGAGAAACUACAAAAACAGAGGGAAUGCAGGGAUAUGUUGCUUAGUGCAGCACAGGACAGGAAGAAUCGUCUUAAUGAAGAAAAACGAGUUGAACUUGCCUUAGAGAUGAAGAUCUUAGAAAAAGCUCUUCAGGACCCCCAGCAGAAGAUUGAGAAAGCAAGAAGAAAACAAGAGCUGUUAAAGGAGCAGAAGACUUACCUGGCACACCUGGCUCAACAGCUGGAGGAGGAGAACCAGCGAGAAAAAGAAGUGGACAAGAUCAUCGAUGGGGAGAUGGCGAAGAUUUGGGCCAAAAAGGCUGAGCAAUUGCGUCUAGAAAAGGAGGCUAGAGAGCAGCUCCUGAAUGAUGUCCUGAAGACAAGGCAGCUGCAGAUUCAGGAGAAGUUGCAGAGAAACAUAAAGGAGCAGGAAGAACUUGCUCAAGAGAAGAAGUUAUUAGCUGAAGCAAUCGCAGAACUCAAGCAAACAGAAGAAGAAAAAUAUGCAAGGAAAGUAAAAGAAGCAAAAGAAUACCAGGAGCAACUCAGGGCUCAAAUGGCCUAUCGACAACAGGUCCGUGAUGCUGAGCAAGAAGAGAAGCAGCAAGAUUAUGAAUCAAGUCUAGAAGCAGAGAGAGCUUACCAAGAAAAGGUACAGGACAUUCUAUCAACACCUCGUGAGAAAAUAGCAAAACCCCACCCUUUUAGAAGAAAACUAAUGUCUUAA